This is a messenger RNA of Cryptomeria japonica (Japanese cedar), 1000 nucleotides long. Its product is annotated as acidic endochitinase-like. Gene Ontology annotation, cellular component: extracellular region. Lineage: Eukaryota; Viridiplantae; Streptophyta; Pinopsida; Cupressales; Cupressaceae. Gene Ontology annotation, molecular function: chitinase activity. Bases 1 to 873 code for a protein of 290 amino acids. The transcript has 3 exons. Gene Ontology annotation, biological process: carbohydrate metabolic process. The record is from RefSeq and is a predicted model, not a curated record.
AUGGGAACAAAAGCUAAGCCCCUGCGGCAAUUGCCCUUAUUCUGGCCACCUGUAUCAUAUGGAGUGCUUCUGCAGAAUGGCAACGAAGCUUCUCUUACCCAAACCUGCGCCACCGGUAACUUCAAAUACGUCAUUCUCGCAUUUCUCCCCGUCUUUGGAAAUGGCCAAACAUCGCAGCUAAAUCUAGCGGGCCACUGCGACCCUUCCUCCGGCGGCUGCAAAUCACUGAGCGCCGAAAUAAAAUCAUGCCAACAGAGAAACAUAAAGGUGUUUCUGUCCUUGGGAGGAGGCGCUGGAAGCUAUUCCAUCGCCUCUGCUCAAGAUGCACAGAACGUUGCGAACUAUCUGUGGAACAAUUUCCUGGGUGGGAGUUCUUCGUCGCGGCCUCUAGGCGACGUCGUUUUAGAGAGGAUCGACUUCGACAUCGAGGCAACGACUAAGCACUGGAACGAUCUCGCCAGAGCGGUGUCUGCGCUUUCCUCUCACGGCGGCAAAAAGGUGUUCCUCAGCACUGCUCCGCAAUGUCCUUUUCCCGACGCCUAUGUGGGAAAGGCUCUGCAGACUGGGAUUUUUGACUUUGUUUGGAUUCAGUUUUACAACAAUCCCCCUUGCGAAUACGGCAAGGGAGACGCUUCCAAUCUGGUGAGCUCGUGGAACAAGUGGACCACUUCCAUACCAAAAACUACGAGUUUCUUUUUGGGAGUUCCGGCUUCCAGCGUCGGUGCAAGUAGUGGGUUCAUUGCCCCCGCUACGCUGAAGACGAACGUGCUGCCUCAGAUCAAGAAGUCGUCCAAAUAUGCGGGAGUAAUGCUGUGGUUCAAGUUCUAUGACGAGCAAACUCAAUACAGCUCAUCUAUUAAAGAUUCUGUCUGAGAUGAGAGAUGUUCGUCACUUGAGCUACAGGCGUAUAGUAUAGUAUAUAUCAUGUUAAAUAAUACUCAACCCUCCUGUAUUGGACUGUAAGUAGAGAAUACUCGAGUUUAAAUAAUGCUCUUUGCUA